Messenger RNA from Spinacia oleracea (spinach), 2320 nucleotides. Its product is annotated as DEAD-box ATP-dependent RNA helicase 18. The record is from RefSeq and is a predicted model, not a curated record. The coding region runs from base 89 to 1885 and encodes 598 amino acids. The transcript is spliced from 11 exons. Lineage: Eukaryota; Viridiplantae; Streptophyta; Magnoliopsida; Caryophyllales; Amaranthaceae. Gene Ontology annotation, molecular function: nucleic acid binding; ATP binding.
UGACUUAUACUUCCUCCAAACGAAAUUGAGGAAAGCAAAAACCCAAACCCUCUGCGAACGUGAUUUCAUCAGCAGCCAAACGGAAACAAUGGAGACGACGGCGGCGGCGGAAGAGUUAGCGACCACCUCAAAUCAAAACAAUGCCCUAACCAUUACCUCAUUCUCCGACCUGAAACCGGCGCUCUCAGAACCGGUUAUCGAAGCCUUACAUCGAGGCGGUUUCCACUAUUGUACGCCGGUUCAAGCCGCCACUAUCCCCUUACUUUGCAGCUAUAAAGACGUCGCCGUUGACGCCGCCACCGGUUCAGGGAAAACCCUAGCUUUUGUGGUUCCACUUGUUGAAAUUCUCCGCCGGUCCUCCCCUUCUCCUAAACCGCAUCAGGUGCUUGGGAUAAUUAUUUCACCAACAAGGGAGUUGUCAUCACAAAUAUAUAAUGUUGCACUGCCUUUUAUAUCGACACUUUCAAAUGUCAAGCCAAUGCUUCUUGUUGGAGGAGGGGAAGUUAAAGCAGAUUUGAAGAAGAUAGAGGAGGAUGGGGCAAAUGUUUUGAUUGGGACACCAGGAAGGUUAUUUGACAUCAUGGAUCGGGUAGAUGUGUUGGAAUUUCGUGACCUUGAGGUUUUGAUUUUGGAUGAAGCUGACAGGCUUUUGGAUAUGGGGUUUCAGAAGCAGAUUAAUAACAUCAUAUCACGCUUACCAAAGAUCCGUAGAACUGGUCUGUUUUCUGCUACUCAGACUGAAGCAGUUGAGGAGCUUUCUAAAGCUGGGUUACGGAAUCCUGUGAGGGUUGAAGUUCGCGCAGAAACGAAAUCAUCAGAUGAUAAAUCUGCAAUUACGAACACUUCCAAAACGCCUUCAGGACUCCAUAUUGAGUAUAUGGAGUGUGAAGCAGACAAGAAAUCUUCAGAGCUUGUUGACCUUUUAGUCAAAUACAAAUCCAAAAAGAUUAUCAUCUACUUUAUGACUUGCGCUUGUGUUGAUUACUGGGGAGUUGUUCUUCCACAGCUUGCUGUUCUGAAGGGUCAUCCACUGAUCCCUCUUCAUGGGAAAAUGAAACAAAACGCUAGAGAGAAAGCUUUAGCUUCAUUUACGAGUCUUUCAAAUGGGGUUCUUCUAUGUACUGAUGUUGCUGCUCGUGGAUUGGACAUACCAGGCGUUGACUGCAUUUUGCAGUAUGAUCCCCCACAAGAUCCAAAUGUAUUUAUUCACAGAGUUGGACGAACUGCUCGCAUGGGGAGUCAGGGAACUGCAGUUGUCUUUCUUUUACCCAAGGAGGAAGCAUAUGUUGAAUUUCUGCGGAUUAGGAGGGUUCCUCUUCAGGAACGUGAGUGCUCAAAUAAUGCUCCUGAUAUUAUUCCCCAGAUAAGAUCUAUCUCACAAAAGGACCGUGAUGUUAUGCAGAAAGGACAAAAAGCCUUUGUCUCUUUCGUCCGUGCAUAUAAGGAGCAUCAUUGUUCUUUCAUUUUCAGGUGGAAAGAACUGGAGGUUGGAAAGUUGGGGAUGGGAUAUGGUUUACUGCAGCUACCUUUAAUGUCAGAAGUGAAGCUGAAUGGACUGUCAACUGAUGGUUUUAUUCGAGUUGAGGGUGUGAAGUUGCAGGAGAUCAAAUUCAAGGACAAAUCUCGUGAGAAACAAAGGAAGAGGAAUUUGGUGGAGAAACAAUCGGAAGAAAAACAAAAGGGCAAAUUACAGAAACGCAAACCUGUACCAAAUAAUAAGACUGCUGAAAUGAAGAAGACAACAGCAAAGAAAAGACGUGCUGUUCAAACUAAGGAAGAUGUAGAUGACUUAACCCGGGAAUACCGGCUUCUGAAGAAGUUGAAAAAAGGAGUUAUUGGUGAAGACGAAUAUGCAAGGUUAAUGGGAGCCGAUGAUUUGCUUUAACGAAUCAGGACACUCUGCAGAAGGUAUCCCGUACCCCUAGGGCCCACGACCGUUGAUGUUGAGAAGGAUUCAUUCCUCAAAUGUUCCAUGUUCGUAAUCUGACAAAUGUUAUAGGCAAGUAAAACAAACACAGAGUAUGUUUUUUUGAGUGACAUAAGAAACACGGUGACUGACUGACUAUAUGAGUUGAGCUGCCAAAUGCCAAUGCGAUUGAGGAUUUCAACAUCAUGGAGCUUCAGAAAAAAAACAGAAACAACGGAAAUCUGAGUCACAAAAUUUUGAUCCCUUUUGAUUUUGUAAUUUGAUGAUCUGGUACUGAUUCUGUAGUCAGAGGUGUAUUAAGCUUUAGAAAGUACCAACUCUAUUGUUACUAAAUUGUUAUAGAAAUGGGGGGAAUGAAUAUAUAUAAAGGGAAUUUUCAAGGAUUUUAAUCAA